AUGGAUACUGGCCGCAAAAUCAAAGUUGCAGUUGAGGGGAAUAUUGGUUGCGGAAAAUCAACAUUCCUAAAAUAUUUUGGUGAAUAUUCCUCAAAUAUUCAAAUUUCCCCUGAACCGAUUGAAUUGUGGAAUAACGUCCAGGGAUUUAAACUAUUCGAGGUAUUUUACGGUAAUCCUAAAAGGUGGAGCACUGCAUUUCAAAGCCAGGUUAUGGUCACCAUGUUGAAUCGCCAAGCGGAAAAACAAAUUGCUCCUGUGCGAAUACUAGAGCGUUCAGUUAGUAGCUGUCGAUAUAUAUUUAUCGAAGCUAUGAAUAGGAAUGGGCAGCUGUCGAAUGCGGACCUUGACGUUUUUGACAGAUUCUACAGCUAUGGUCGGAGUUUGCCAAUUUCAGACCUGGAUCUCAUUGUUUAUCUUCGGUGUAUGCCUGAAGUUUGUGCCAGUAGAAUCCGUGAGCGAGAUCGAAAGGGUGAAAGCAAUAUCUCCAUGGAUUACCUUAAUCAACUUCAUGAUCUUCACGAGGAAUGGCUUAUUGGCGGAAAAUUGGAGCCUACAUUAGCCCCUGUACUGAUUUUCGACUGCAAUGAGCCUCUGGAAACGCUAAGGAAGACGUAUUUUGAAAACAUGGAUCGGGUUUUGUGUGGAGUUACCGUGUAG
Rodentolepis nana is the source of this 657-nucleotide messenger RNA. The record is from the annotation of a GenBank genome assembly. Lineage: Eukaryota; Metazoa; Platyhelminthes; Cestoda; Cyclophyllidea; Hymenolepididae.